This is a messenger RNA of Trichoderma breve, 915 nucleotides long. RefSeq names its product aldo/keto reductase family domain-containing protein. Lineage: Eukaryota; Fungi; Ascomycota; Sordariomycetes; Hypocreales; Hypocreaceae. The transcript has 5 exons. The record is from RefSeq and is a predicted model, not a curated record. Gene Ontology annotation, molecular function: oxidoreductase activity. The coding region runs from base 1 to 915 and encodes 304 amino acids.
AUGGCUGCCAAAGCACCCCUCGACGUCAUCAUUGGAGCUGGCAAUAUUGGAGACAGAAGUAUUGACAAAACCGUGCGGUACGACACACCUCAAGAAGUUAAUGCAUACUUGAACGCUUUCUAUGAUCGCGGCUACAAGCAUAUUGAUACCGCUCGCGCGUACUCGACCGGUGCACCAGGAACAUCCGAGCCCAGACUUGGUGCUGUUGAGGCCGGCAAGAGGUUCACCAUCGACUCUAAAGCGCUAUCCAGAGAGCCAGGGAGCCACACAAAGGAGAAAAUCGCCAAUGAGGUAGAGGCGUCUCUCAAAGCUCUAAAGGUUGACCAAAUCAACAUCUAUUACCUGCACCAGCCUGACCGAGAGACUCCAUUUGAGGAGACUUCUAGCGAGGUUGAACAAAUUGUCGAGAUUUGUGAACGUCGCGAAUUUGUGAAGCCGAGUGUCUAUGAGGGACAAUACAACCCUAUUGUCCGAGGAGGAGAGAAGACAUUGUUCCCUCUUCUGCGCAAGAACAACAUUGCAUUCUAUGCUUGGAGCCCUGCUGGAGGAGGCUUCUUCGCUGGAAACCACAAGAAUGGCAAAUCAGGCGGCCGUUUCGACACAUCUACCUUUCUCGGAGGCGUCUACGCGCAACUGUAUCUCAAGCCUUCAAUCGAGGUUGCAACGGAUAAUGCUUUGGCAAUUGCCGCCAAGCACGGCAUUAGCGGCCAUGCUGUUGCCUUGAGAUGGACUGUGAACCACAGUGUUCUUGACAGGAAGCAUGGUGAUGCCAUCAUCAUUGGCGCAUCCAACCUCGACCAGCUCAACUCCAACCUCGACGUGAUUGAGCAAGGGCCUCUGCCUGAUGAUGUCGUCAAAGCUAUCAAUGCUAUCCAUACCGCCCUUGGCUCUGAUGAGGUCCCUUAUCACUUUUAG